Dicentrarchus labrax (European seabass) is the source of this 2631-nucleotide messenger RNA. Its product is annotated as CMRF35-like molecule 8. The record is from RefSeq and is a predicted model, not a curated record. The transcript has 8 exons. Gene Ontology annotation, cellular component: plasma membrane. Bases 327 to 1361 code for a protein of 344 amino acids. Lineage: Eukaryota; Metazoa; Chordata; Actinopteri; Moronidae. Gene Ontology annotation, molecular function: transmembrane signaling receptor activity.
AGAUGCUACAUGUGAGAAGACAAUAAUGUGAAGUCAGGCCCCAUCAUUCUUUGUGGAGCAGCUCAUAGGCUGUUCAGGCAACUGAGUGAAGUGAACAGGGAAGAAUGAAAGCAGAGAUUCCUAUAUGAAACAUAACAUGAAGAUGUGGAGCCUUCAAAACCUGCUGCUCAUCAUCUGCAGCAAGUUAAUAUACCCUAAGAUUUAAAAGAAAGUAUACAUAUUGACACAAAUGUGCUCUGAGUAUUAAAUGUACAUCUUUAUGCUGUGAAAAUUGAUUAAUGUCAUUUAAAUCAAUCAUUCUGGAGUGAUGAUUAUAUUGAAUUAAGAUGUAUUUCAAGGCGUUUCUUUCUAUUUCCUGUUUUACAGUUCCACUGCAUUGUGUGACCAGUGCAGCUGAUGUGAUCAAUGCAGCUGGAUACACUGGAAGAGAACUUAAAGUGUCCUGUCCCUAUCAAGAGGGAUAUGACUUUCAAGAGAAAUACCUGUGCAGGAAUGAGUGUGACAAUGAUGAUGAAAUUGUGAUUAAAACUACAGAAGUGAAGAAGGGCAAAUACUCCAUCCUUGAUGACAAAAAGAAACAAAUCUUCACAGUGACCAUCUCUGAUCUUGAUCAUACGGAUGCUGGUAAAUACCGAUGCAUGAUGACCAAAGUAGGAGUGGAUCCCUCGAGUGCUGAAGUACAUGUGGAGGUGGUGCCAGACACCUGCUGUGACCGACCCAACAAAGUCCAAGGCUAUGAGACAGGUUCAGUGUCCUUCAGUUGUCCGUAUGAGUCUAAGUACCGGACCAACAUAAAGUACAUCUGCAGAGGAAACCAGUCCUCCACAUGUCUGCAGCAGGCUUUAAUCACCUCUGACCACAAACGAAACAGACAGUUCACACUGACUGAUGAUACAACAUCAAGGAAAUUCACAGUGACGAUUAAAAGUUUGACCCAAAGGGAUUCUGGUCCGUACCUUUGUGGUGUCCAUGGAAACACUGGAUUGGAUGUUUUCUCUGCUGUUGAGCUGGAAGUCAAAGCUUUACCAAAGCAGACCACUGUUGUGACCACUCUCAUCACUGUGGAACCUGUUAGCUCUACUUCACAAGCAACACAGAUCUCUGAGAAACCCACCAAAGAUGCAGCGCCCUCUAGCUGUUUGCUUCUUACUGUCCUUGCAGUUGUGGCUCUCCUGCUGAGUCUGGCGUUUGGCCUUGUCAUGGUUUAUAAAUAUUGCAAAUUACAAGGAGUUGGAGUCGUCAUGAACAGAAACAUGUGGAAGGCCACUGAGGCUGAAGAGAUGACGGCUGUUGUUGAUAUUUAUGGCUUUGAAGAUGACAUGUACUCCCACCUGGACUCCUACAAACAGAGCACAUUGUAACGUGAUAAUAAUAAUGCAGGUGAUGUAGGAAACUGUACACUGACAGCGGUCUGUCCCAUUUGUAAUUGACCCUGUAAUUGAAGAUGGUUAAAAAAUAAAAGCCACAUAAUUGUCUUAACUUAACUAGCUAAUGUUAGCAAAAUGCUAGCUAACUUUACAUCAGUCCUCAGUAAGUUAGUUAGCUAAUGUUUCACUAACAUUAGCUAACUAACUAACAAUGUUGCUAGAUUAGCCUAGCACGUAGUAUCUAAGAACAGGAAAGGAGGAAGUUGACCAAGGCUUGCUCAAUUGUUAUUGGAGCACAGAGCAUUAAGGGGCGGGACUUAGGAUGGGUCAAUCAGUUUUAAGUCAAUAACAAGUCAACAGUGUAUGAUUGAUCAAACUUUACGUUCUGGUCACAUUUGUUAUAAGCGUAUACUGUACUGCCUCAGCAAUCAGCUGACCAACACGUCCACCACUGUGGUAAACAGGUUGCUAUUUUUAUAUUUUUUAGAACCUUUAGAAUAAUUAUGAAUUGCUUGCAGUCGAUCACUUGACGUCUUUUUGAGACAUUCUGGAUAAAUGUUUCAGUCUAUUAAUCAAAAUGUUUUGUGCCUUUUGCAAAAUGAACAAAUAAAGAAAACUGUGAGAAACCAGCGCUUAUACUAUAGUAAGCAUUGACGCUACAUUUCUAACUUAUGAAUGUUACUGUAGAAUAAAUAUAUAGCAAUCUUUACGAUAUCUGUUGUCAGUGUGGUGGAGAAAUGAUAAAACAAGAAUAAUAAUUCACAGAGGUAAUAUGCAUUUAUAUUUUCAAAACAUAAAUGUCUGGUUUUAUACCCUUUACUGCUGAGAAGUGCACCAGAACCUGUUGCCUACAUGAUGCUUUGCAGUGCAGUUCCUUGUGAGGCAGAGGAUGUAGGAGUUAGUCAGGUCACAGAAUCGGAGAGAAAACAAUAAAUUACACAGCAAUAACAUAUUAGAGGUUAGGUUGCCAUUGAGAUAAGGCCUACAUCUCACAGUGCAGAGCUCCCUUUAAUAUGUGUUUGACUGACUGAUAUAUAAAGGAUUGGAAGGAUAUUUAGAUAAACUCAAACAAUCAAUAUCAAUCACAAUGCUUUACUAGCUGCAUCUGCAUUCACGUACAAAUACUGAAAACAUCACUCUACAGGUCUUGACCCAUCCAAACCUUAUUUUGAUGUAUUUGCUGCUGCAAUUUAAUCAUCUAGAUUUCAGGAUGCCAAGCGGCCUCAAUGGUGGUGUAGUGGCAGCCUUAAUCGUGAGUGGGUCA